UAGUGGCUUACAUGCCGCUAGCUGGUCUCUGAGAUUUUGCACGAGCCCUGCGCAACGAGCACCAUACAGCUUGCAGCGCAGCUUUUUGAGCCCUCCCAGCACGUCUUCUUGCAGCCGCGCCAGCCCUACGAGCUGCGCCGUGCAGUAAGACACUUAUCCACUCACCACCACAGCACGCGCGCCAGCGCACAGCGGCGCGCAGAGUUGCGAAGCAACCACGAGGCUCCCUCUGUUCCUCCUCCGGUUGGGCGGCGCACGCGGCAGUAGACCGCCGAACAUCAUGCCGCGCGCGGCCUUCACCGAGGGCGUCUCGGACACCGACCCGCACGCGAGUCUCGAGAAGGUCCUCGACGAGGACAACCUCAAGUGGGUCGAACAGCAGAACAAGGUCACGGUAGAUAGAUUAGGUGAAAUUCGCGGCACGAAGACCUACGAGCGCAUCCUCGAAGCCCUCGAUUCCAAGGACAAGAUCCCGGCGGCCUACGAGAUCGGCGACAAGCUGUAUAACUUCUGGCAGGACGAUCAGCACGUGCAGGGCAUUUGGCGCCGAGCUUCAUUGGACUCGUACAAGUCCGAUAAUGUUGAGUGGGAGACGGUGCUCGACAUUGAUGCUUUACCGCCACCUACAAAGGACACGGCCAAGACCUGGGUCUGGCACGGCUCGAACCUGUUGGAUGACGGGAACUUCGACCGCUGUUUAAUUUCAUUAUCCCCAGGAGGCUCGGACGCGGACACGACGCGCGAGUUCUGCCUCAAGUCCAACAGUUUUGUCGAGGGUGGGUUUGAGAUGCUCGAGCCGGCCAAGUCGCAGGUCGGCUGGCGCUCUAGGGAUGAGGUGCUCGUGGGCACGGAUUUUGAUGGCGACGGGGAGUGUCUGACCGAUUCCGGAUAUCCCCGGGUUUGUCGCAGCUGGAAGCGCGGCACGCCCCUGUCCGAAGCGAAGACGGUCUUCGAAGGCGAAAAAUCUGAUAUUUCUGCUUCACAGUACGCGUACACGGAUCAUGGGGUGGCGCACGAGUUCCGCGUACGGUCGCUCACGUUCUAUACUGCUAAAUAUUGGCACCGCACACCUUCAGAUCUGGACAAAGUGUCCGCGGCAGAUGACGACACGCCCUUCGCGGAAGUGCCCAUUCAAGAAGACGCCCAGGUCUCGACGUUCGGAUCCAUGGCCUUGAUCACGCUGCGGAGCGACUGGACCGUGUCCGGGAGGACCUUCAAGCAGGGGUCGUUACUGAGUUGCAAGUUUUCCGACCUCAUGGCCUCUGAUCUGUCCAAGGCCCAGGUGUUGUUCGAGCCCACCGCGUCACGCUCGUUGGAGUCGGAGACGGCCACGAAGAACUAUCUCGUGCUGAAGGUGCUGGAAGAUGUCCGUUCUACUCUAGUCACGUGGCGUUUUGAGAAUGACAAAUUCGUCGAGCAUUCGACGGGUGGCGGCAUCGCUGUGGGCGAGGAUGUCUCGGUGCAAGGCUUGAACCGCUUCUCGGAUCAAGAUGACCGCGUGUGGCUCUGGCGCGACGGCUACCUUAGAGUAGAUGCCCUCGACAUUGGUGAUGCAGCAUCACUAGAUAAGACUCAACAAGUCAAGACGAAACCCGGCUUCUUCAACAGUGAUGGCUUGACCGUGGACCAGCACUUCGCGACCAGUAAGGACGGCACCAAGAUCCCCUACUUCGUCCAGCGUCGAACGGACAUGAAGUUCGACGGGAGUACGCCUACUCUCGUGGAUGCCUACGGCGGCUUCGAGAUCUCCAUGACGCCUCAUUACAGUGCUGGAGUUGGGAUUGGGUGGUUAGAAAGAGGUGGAUGUAAAGUAAUCGCGAACGUGCGAGGUGGUGGGGAGUACGGUCCCUCGUGGCACCAAGCUGCUUUGAAAGAGAAGCGUUAUAAAGCGUAUGAAGAUGUCGAGGCCGUGGCGGCCGAUGUGAUUAAGCGCGGGAUCUCGUCGACGGAAAAGUUGGCCGUGAUCGGCGGCUCGAACGGUGGUCUCAUGGUCGGCAACAUGAUCACGAGACCGGUCGCUUCUUCCUUGUUCGGGGCGGCCGUCUGCCAGGUGCCGUUGUUAGAUAUGAAAAGGUACUCGCAUCUGUUGGCCGGUGCUUCUUGGAUGGCUGAAUACGGCGACCCGGACACGGACGAGUGGAAGUUUCUGCGGCAGCACUCGCCGUAUCAAUUACUGAGACAUGAUCGCCUCGGUAUUGCUGAAGAUGGUGAAGAUCGUACAGCUGAUGACAAGUGGACGUGCCCCAAGGUCUUGUUUACCACAUCUACACGCGACGACCGCGUCCACCCGGGCCACGCGCGCAAGAUGGUCAAGGCUCUGUUGGAGGACGCUCCCUCCGAAAAAGUACCUUUGUGUUUAUAUUGGGAGAACACCGAGGGCGGCCACGGCGGCGCCGCCGACAACAAGCAACGCGCCUACAUGUGGGCGCUGACGUAUGCCUUCCUGGCGGAGGUCUUGGGGCUCUAGGUGGUGACCGUAAGUACUUAGGUAACUGA
Pelagomonas calceolata is the source of this 2496-nucleotide messenger RNA. NCBI's taxonomy places the organism in Eukaryota, Pelagophyceae, Pelagomonadales, Pelagomonadaceae. The record is from the annotation of a GenBank genome assembly.